This is a messenger RNA of Penicillium manginii, 1392 nucleotides long. Its product is annotated as inositol phosphosphingolipid phospholipase. NCBI's taxonomy places the organism in Eukaryota, Fungi, Ascomycota, Eurotiomycetes, Eurotiales, Aspergillaceae. The transcript is spliced from 2 exons. Gene Ontology annotation, cellular component: cytoplasm. The record is from RefSeq and is a predicted model, not a curated record. The coding region runs from base 1 to 1392 and encodes 463 amino acids. Gene Ontology annotation, molecular function: sphingomyelin phosphodiesterase activity.
AUGGCCUCCUUCAACGGAAACGAUCACGAUGAAGCUCCAUCCAAGAUUCGGAUUUUAUCUCUCAACUGCUGGGGUCUGAAAUACAUCUCAAAGUACCGUCGUGAACGUCUGUCGGAAAUCGGACGACAGCUCGCACUCGCCGACCCUUCGCCGGAGAUAGUUGGAUUACAGGAGUGUUGGACACAAGAAGACUACGAGAAGAGCGGCAUGUAUGGCUACCCCCUGAACGGACGACCAACUGCUUUUUUUCGCGGUGACUGGUUUGUCGGGAAGGGUGUAGCCUCUGCGCGAAUCCGCUUUGGGCCUGGCAUAGCAGAUGUGGCCGAGGUCUUCUGCACACACCUCCACGCUCCUUACGAACGUGAACCCCACGACUCCUAUCUGUGCCACCGCACCGCCCAGGCCUGGGAAAUAUCGAAGCUCAUGCGCGGCGCGGCCGAACGUGGACAUCUCGUCAUCGGCCUCGGAGACUUUAACAUGCUGCCAUCCUCCUUCGCUCAUCGUCUCAUCACCGCUCAAAGUCCCGUUCGCGACGUCUGGCGCGAGCUCCAUCCGGACUCCUCUGUCGGCGCCGCGAUCGAUGCUGUUGAGCGCGCGAGAAACCGUCCUACCCCCUCCGCCGAGUAUAACUUGAUCGAAAACGGAGCCACCUGCGAUGGUUCAUAUAAUACCUGGCGAUGGUCAGAGGCGCUCCGCAAACAACUCGACAAGGGCCAAGAUGUGACUAUCGACAAGGAUGCGCCGGACCCACGUGCGAAACGUCUCGACUAUAUCUUCGUUGGGGAUGGUGGUUAUGCCCCAGAGUUCCCUCCGCCGCGUUGGUCUGUCGAAUCUGCUAACGUGGGAAUGAUACAACGCCACCCUAAACUCCGCUGCUCCUUAAGCGACCAUUUCGCCGUCGAAGCAGUCAUUACUCGUAAUCCAGGCCGGGCCACCCUCUCCACUCGCACAUCUUCCGAACCUGGCUCUCCUCGCUCUCCCUCCCUACGCAAAACUGCAUCGAAACAAGUCUCCCCGAACGCUGCCCUCACCCCAGAGACCUAUGAUCAUAUCAUUGAUAUGAUUCACACCUAUGUCAGGCGAGAACGUUCCCAACGGCGCUGGCGUCUCAUCCAUUUCAUUGUCUCCAUUUUGAUCUCAAUUGGGUGUAUGGUUGGAAUAUGGUGGGUUGGAAGCCGGACGUACAUCGGAUUCAUUUUGAUUCUGGUGAGCACGUUAAAUUUCGGCGCCGGGAUCUUGGAUGGAUUAAUCGGUGGUCUCUUCGUGUCAAGCGAACUCCGGGCUUUGAAAGAAUUCGAAUGGGAGGUGCGCAAUGCCAGAGGCUUAGUUCUUGCUGCAGAGGGCAUUGCCUCUGGUGAACGGCAGAACGAUACUCAAUUGCCCAGUAGCUAG